This is a messenger RNA of Telopea speciosissima, 1188 nucleotides long. RefSeq names its product BOI-related E3 ubiquitin-protein ligase 1-like. Lineage: Eukaryota; Viridiplantae; Streptophyta; Magnoliopsida; Proteales; Proteaceae. The transcript has 4 exons. Gene Ontology annotation, molecular function: ubiquitin-protein transferase activity. Bases 124 to 1125 code for a protein of 333 amino acids. The record is from RefSeq and is a predicted model, not a curated record.
CUGCCCCCACAUCGCUCCAUAUUACCUUACUGUCAUCUUUUACCCAUCUUUUACCCACUAUAUAUAUAUAUAUAUAUUAUAUACUUCUCUGUUCUUCGUCGUCUUCUUCCAUUACCAUCUACAAUGGCUGUCCAAGCUCAAUACCCAUCUAAUGUUUUGCUCCUAAACAGAAACGGGCAGGAUCAGAAGAACUUGCUUGGAAGCGAUUAUACCUUGCAGCCACAACUGGGUGGAUUCCUUGAUCAAUCCCAUAUGUUUUUCAAUAAUGGAGUGGGCGUUAACCCACGCAAGAGGGGACGAGAAACUGUUGCUUCUGCUGCAACUGCCACUGCCGCUGCCGCUGCCGUUGCAGCACCAAUCAAUCUAUUCACUCUGCAAUCUCAGCCUCAACCGACGCUUGUAAAUCUUGCUCAACUCCAAAACCAACAACCCAACGUCGUCUCCACUGGUCUUCGUUUGUCUUUCGGAGAACAACAACAACAACAGAGUUUCUUUAAUUCCUCUUACAAUAGUACUCUCACAUCCUUCAUAUCAGAAGAACUCGCCCCACAAAUCAAAGAACAGAGAGAUGAAAUCGAGCAAUUCCUCCAAACCCAGGGGGAACAGCUAAGGCGCACAUUAGCAGAAAGACGGCAGAUGCACUACCGUGUCCUUCUGGGGGCAGCAGAAGAAUCAGCCUCAAGGAGAAUCAGAGAGAAAGACGCAGAGGUGGAGAAGGCAGUUCGCCGGAACGCCGAGUUAGAAGAACGAGUGGCACAACUCAAGAUUGAAGCUCAAGUAUGGGAAGCCAAGGCGAGAGCACAAGAGGCCACGGCAGCAUCGUUGCAGGCGCAACUACAGCAGGCCAUGAUGGGCGGUGGAGUAGCGGAGCAUAGGGCGGAGGACGCCGAGUCUGGUGGUGGUUGUCAGGGGCACGCGGAAGAUGCCGAAUCGGCUCAUAUUGACCCGGACAGAGUUGUGGUGUCGAAUGGACCGAUGUGUAAAGCGUGUUGGAAACGAUCGGCUUCGGUGGUGCUGAUGCCGUGUAAACAUCUCUGCCUGUGUACGCCCUGUGACGCCGCCGUGGAUUCCUGUCCUCUCUGUUACUAUCCCCGAAGUGGCAGCGUUGAAGUCUUCCUCACUUGAAAGAAAGCCCAAUGGGCUCAGAGCUCAGGCCUAGACCCCUCAUGUGGCCCAAAUCCAGUACAG